Clunio marinus is the source of this 189-nucleotide messenger RNA. The record is from the annotation of a GenBank genome assembly. NCBI's taxonomy places the organism in Eukaryota, Metazoa, Arthropoda, Insecta, Diptera, Chironomidae.
AUGCAUCUCAAGCAUCCUGAUUUAUCUCUUAAGCAGCUCAACCAUCAAACUGCCUGUUGUUUACGAAAGCCGCACGAGAUGAAAGUUAUGAUGUGGCAUAAAACAAGCUGCCAAGCUUGUAUUUAUUUAAUGGUUGUAGAUUUCACGAUACUUUUUGUUGAAAUGAAAGCAUGUAACUCAAUUAAAUAA